Messenger RNA from Doryrhamphus excisus (bluestripe pipefish), 2565 nucleotides. It is a transcript of the gene zbtb35, whose product is annotated as zinc finger protein 131. Gene Ontology annotation, cellular component: nucleus. The record is from RefSeq and is a predicted model, not a curated record. Lineage: Eukaryota; Metazoa; Chordata; Actinopteri; Syngnathiformes; Syngnathidae. Gene Ontology annotation, biological process: regulation of transcription by RNA polymerase II. Gene Ontology annotation, molecular function: protein binding; DNA-binding transcription factor activity, RNA polymerase II-specific.
UGACGUAAUGUUGAUUGUCAAACGUGAAAUGGCGAGCAUGCUAAGGGGCCCGUUAACGUUAUGUGCAGCACUGAGGUGGCUCCCUGUGUUUAUUUCUAACACGGUGAAUAACAACGAUAGCAACAUAGACACAUUGGACUCGGGAAAGAAUCAGGUGGAUAAUGGCGGCUGAAGUAAUAGGAGGUAGUGAGUUCCCUGCUCAUUACAAAGUCAUGAUGGACAAACUCAACGAACAGCGGCAGCUGGACCAGUUCACAGACAUUACUUUGAUUGUAGAUGGUCACCAAUUCAGAGCACAUAAAGCAGUGUUGGCUGCAUGCAGUCAGUUCUUCCACAAGUUCUUCCAGGAUUUUACCCAGGAGCCUUUGGUGGAGAUUGAAGGAGUGAGCAACAUGGCUUUCCGACAACUGAUGGAGUUCACUUACACCGCCACGUUAGUCGUAGCGGGAAAAGAAGAAGCCCACGAUGUGUGGAAAGCUGCUGAAUACCUUCAGAUGCAGGAAGCCAUCAAGGCCCUCAGCAACAAGGUCAGCGAGUCACCUUCAGUCAUGGCUAAGACCAACAGCAGACAAAGAAAAGUUACUGAGACAUCUUACGUCAUCACAGAAACCCUGCCGAAAGCUGAAGGGGAGCAGGUGGAGAUAGACAUGAUAGGUGAAGGUGCCGUUGAGGUGGAGGACUCGGUACUGGAGGAGGUGGUCGAUGUGGCAAAGGACGCCCAGUCAAACGACUCUGCGUUGGCGCUGCUAGCAGACAUAACCAGCAAGUACCAGCAGGGGGAGCCUUCACUACAGGUGAUCAAGAAGGGAGACAUUGAAGAGGAAGUGCUCUAUCAGGAAGAGACUGUGACGGCUUCCAAAGUGAUUGAAAAUGUUGAGGUGGUGGAAGUCCAGAUUUCCCAAGUGGAUAACACCUUCCGCUGUAGCAAGUGUGACCGCAGCUUCAAGCUGUACUACCACCUCAAGCAGCACCUGAAAACGCACCUGGGCAUGCUGAAAAAGCAGCACGUGUGCAGCCACUGUGGCAAAGGCUACACGCGGGAGGGCGCUCUGAAUCAGCACUUGAGCGCCUUCCAUUUUGAAGCAGAGGAGCUGGCCCAGCACCAGAAAUCCCAAAAGAGAGUACAUGUUUGUGAGUACUGCAAGAAGCAAUUCGACCACUUUGGACAUUUUAAGGAGCAUCUGCGAAAGCAUACUGGUGAAAAACCAUACGAGUGUCCAGACUGCCAUGAAAGAUUUGCAAGGAACAGCACACUGAAGUGCCAUAUGGCGGCUUGUCAGAACGGGGCUGGGGCCAAGAAAGGACGCAAGAAACUCUACGAAUGCCAGGUGUGCAGCAGCGUGUUCAACAGCUGGGACCAGUUCAAAGACCAUCUAGUGAGCCACACUGGAGACAAGCCCAAUCAUUGCACAAUGUGUGACGUGUGGUUCACUGACUCUCAAGAGCUAAAGGCCCACCUCAAGGACAUUCACUCCAUCGAGGACAAGUCACCCCAAGAGCUGGUGGUCACUGACGCCGCAGGGCUCACCAUCGCCUCACAGAACAUCGAGGCGACUGAAACUGUGCUGCUGGACGACGGCAUCCAGGUGGAACACGUCACAGUGGACCCCAUAGAAGUGGUGGAGAUGGAAGAGGCCACUACGGUCGUAGUGGAGGACGGGGGAGUGGCCGAGAUGUGCGAGGAGGACAUGGAGAGACUGAAACAGGCCGGCGUGCAGAUCCAGGUGGUGCGCCUGUCCUCCAGCGAUGUGGAACCGCAGAUGAUCAUCCCUCAGGUGGAAGUAGAGGUGGAGGGCGAUAUGAACGUGGAGGAAACAAUACAAGCGGUGGUUGUAUGAACAAGUGCAUCUGAUGAGUUUCACUCUGAGAACCGAAGAUUGCAUGAAGGAUACUGAACAUCAUCCAGAUAUUAUUUUUUUGUCAUCACACUCAACACUCUCAUUCCCUGAACUCUGAUAAAUGGACAGAGAUGUGUAUUUGCCAUUCAUUCAUUCAUGCAUUUUCUACUGCUUAUCCUCACGAGGAUCGCGGGGCUGGAGCCUAUCCCAGCUGUCUUCAGCGAGAGGCGGGGUUCAUAUCUAUGGACAAUUUGGAAUUGCCAUUGAACCUAACAUGCAUGUUUUUGGAAUGUGGGAGCAAGCUGGAGUCUCCGGAGAAAACCCACGCAUGCACGGGGAGAACAUGCAAACUCCACACAGAGAUGGCUGAGGGUGGAAUUGUACUCUGGUCUCCGAGCUGUGAGGCCUCGUGUAUUUGCCAUGUAUUUGCCAUGUAAGAAAUAUUUAUUUUAAGGCUGUUCACAUGAAAGUGAGGAAAUCAUGAACUCACAUACAGUAUUUAAGUUGAGACUUCAGUGAUAAAGUACAUUUUUCAAUCAGUUCAUUUCAUUUGUCUUGCCCAAUGGUAAGAUGUUGCCUCUCACAUUAAAACUAAUAAUAAACACCAGGUACUGCUUGGUAUUAAUGUUAGUUUGACCAACUAACUGAAUGCGUUUUUGUAGUAAAGAUAACAAAAAUAAACAGUUUACAGAAUGCGCUCUCUCGUGUUAUUUUUAAGGAACUCUUG